GACGUCGUGCUUCUGGAUGCCUGAGAAGUCUCUUGAAGGUAGUUCCCCUCUGGUGAUGAUGGGAGUGAGCAGAGGUCUGAAAUCCGAGAUGCCUCGCAGCCUGGACUUGGUGAGGUCCCAGUAAAAGCAGCUCGCUUGCUAUCCCUCUCCCUGAGCAGUCACUCCGUUGCAUUGGCCUGGGCAGCAUGGAGCUAGCCCCCUGGACUCACAUAGGACUCACACUCCUCCAGCUCCUUUUCAUCUCCUGCUUGCCAAGAGAAUACAUGGUGAUCAAUGAAAACUGUCCUGGAGCUGAAUGGAAUAUCAUGUGCCGGGAGUGCUGUGAAUAUGACCAGAUCCAGUGUGUCUGCCCGGGCGGGAAAGAAAAAGUGGGUUAUACCAUUCCCUGCUGCAGGAAUGAGGAAAAUGAGUGUGACUCCUGUUUAAUCCAUCCAGGCUGCACCAUUUUUGAGAACUGCAAGUCCUGCCACAACGGCUCCUGGGGUGGAACGCUAGAUGACUUCUACAUCAAAGGGAUCUACUGUGCGGAGUGCAGAGCUGGCUGGUAUGGAGGGGACUGCAUGAGAUGCGGGCAGGUUCUUCGGGCUUCCAAAGGUCAGAUUUUGCUGGAGAGCUACCCACUGAAUGCACACUGUGAAUGGACCAUUCAUGUUAAACCUGGGUUUAUCAUCGAAUUAAGGUUUGCCAUGCUGAGCCUGGAGUUUGACUACAUGUGCCAGUAUGAUUAUGUGGAGAUCCGGGAUGGGGACAAUAUAGAUAGCAGGAUAAUUAAGCGUUUCUGUGGCAAUGACAGGCCGCCUCCAAUCCGAAGCACUGGGACCUCACUCCAUGUUCUCUUCCAGUCCGACGGAUCCAAGAACUUUGAUGGGUUUCAUGCUAUCUUUGAAGAAAUUACAGCUUGUUCUUCAUCUCCAUGUUAUCAUGAUGGAACAUGUAUUCUUGAUAAAGUUGGUGCCUACAGAUGUGCUUGUCUGGCAGGCUAUACCGGGAAUCACUGUGAAAGCGUGGUGAUGUGUAGGACUCCAGGUGCUCCUGCUCAUGGUAUUGUGGAAGGAGAUGACUUUAAAUACGGGGCCCAGGUUUACUUCAAGUGCAACGCAGGUUACAACUUAAAAGGCAGCCGUGUUGCCUACUGUCAGCUUGAUGGGAGUUGGUCAGCACAUCAUCAUGAAUGUGUUCUACAAGAAAAAAACUGCUCAGACCCUGGUGGCCCAUUCAAUGGCUACAGAAGAGUGGUGGAAGAUACUGGGCUAAUGACCGGACGCUAUGCAAAAAUCGGCACAGUCAUUGCUUUCUUUUGUAACAACUCAUACGUUCUUAGUGGUAAUGAGCAGAGGACCUGCGAAGACAAUGGAGAGUGGUCAGGGAAACAACCAAUCUGCAUAAAAGCCUGCAGAGAGCCAAAGAUCUCUGACCUGGUGAGACAGAAAGUGCUUCCAAUGCAGGUUCAGUCAAGGGAGACGCCUUUGCAUCAACUCUACUCUUCUGCAUUCAGCAAACAGAAGCUCGAAAUAUAUCCAACCAAGAAGCCAAUGCUGCCCUUUGGAGACCUGCCUCCAGGGUACCAGCAUUUGCACACUCAGCUUCAGUAUGAUUGCAUUUCUCCCUUCUACCGCCGCCUGGGAAGCAGCAGGAGAACCUGUCUGAAGACAGGAAAAUGGAGUGGGCGGGCUCCCACAUGCAUUCCAAUCUGUGGAAAAACGGAAAACAUCACUCUUCAAAAGACUUCAUCUAUCAGAUGGCCCUGGCAAGCAGCCAUCUAUCGGAAAGCCAAUGGGGUAAAGGAGAUCAGCCUCCGGAAGGGGGCGUGGAUCCUGAUCUGCAGUGGGGCCCUGGUGAAUGAGCGCACUGUCGUGGUGGCAGCUCACUGUGUCACUGACUUGGGGAAGAUCACUGUCCUCAAGACAGCGGAACUCAAAGUGGUCUUGGGGAAAUUCUACAGGGAUGACGACCGAAAUGAGAAGACUAUCCAGAACUUACGGAUUUCUGCCAUCCUAGUGCAUCCAAACUUUGACCCCAUAUUGCUUGAUUCCGACAUGGCCAUUGUAAAACUCCUGGACAAAGCCAAAAUCAGCAGCCAUGUUCAACCCAUUUGCCUGGCAUCUGCUCAUGAUUUGGACCCAUCCACAGAGGAUUUAAAAAUAGUGAUUACUGGCUGGAAGAUACUGGCUGACAUUAAGGAUCCCAGCUACAAGAAUGAUACAAUCCGCAUGGGAGUUGUUCAGAUGGUGGACUCGCUGUUGUGCGAGCAGCAGUAUGAGGAUAAUGGAAUCCAGGUCAUCAUCACUGACAGCAUGUUCUGUGCCAGGCAGCACCCCACUGCCUUUUCUAACAUCUGCCCUGCUGAGACUGGAGGCAUUGCAGCCAUAACGUUGCCAGGAAAAGCGUCUCCUGAGCUAAAAUGGCACCUGAUGGGAUUAGUGAGCUGGGGCUAUGAUAAAACUUGCAGCCUAGAACUCUACACUGGUUAUACCAAAGCAAUUCCAUUCAAGGACUGGAUUGAGAAGAACAUGAAAUAAAAAGCUGUUUCUGGAAAUGGCCUUUUAUAAGUUUCGUAGUUUCUCUCACAAUCUCUACUGCUUUAGGCUUCUCUUCCCACCGACGGUUAAGGCAGAUGCCCUGACAUUUUGUCAUAGGCUCCGCUGUUCAGUGAAGCCACUUUACUUACAAUACAGGCUCUCUCUGAGUGAGGGGUUUCGACUUAUCUCACCCUGCCUGUCUUCCUGGGUGGGAAGGUGGUGCUUGGCUCCUGAAUCUGACACCCAUAAGCAGGACAACUGGUAAUGGCUGAAUUCAGUCUGUGGUUUAUAGUCAGCUGGAUAAAUGGAUCUGUGUGCAUUUCACAAAGGAGCAUAGGUUUGAGAGUAGCCUGAAGUAAUUACUAUGGAGGAGCUUGUUAUGGUGUAUUCUCUGUAUUGCCAUAGUACGAUGUAUUCUUUCCCCCUCCUAAGUACUGUACACAUUAAAUGAAGGUUUGUUUUUUAACCUA
Chelonia mydas (Green sea turtle) is the source of this 2989-nucleotide messenger RNA. It is a transcript of the gene PAMR1, whose product is annotated as peptidase domain containing associated with muscle regeneration 1. Gene Ontology annotation, biological process: proteolysis. Gene Ontology annotation, molecular function: calcium ion binding; serine-type endopeptidase activity. NCBI's taxonomy places the organism in Eukaryota, Metazoa, Chordata, Testudines, Cheloniidae. The transcript has 12 exons. The coding region runs from base 186 to 2519 and encodes 777 amino acids. The record is from RefSeq and is a predicted model, not a curated record.